Camelina sativa (false flax) is the source of this 276-nucleotide messenger RNA. Lineage: Eukaryota; Viridiplantae; Streptophyta; Magnoliopsida; Brassicales; Brassicaceae. The record is from RefSeq and is a predicted model, not a curated record.
AUGCAGAUAUCAUUUGAAGGAGGAAGAAAGAUUUGGGGAAACAAGAUAGGAGAAGAACAUGACAAAGGCAUAAAAGAGUUUCUUGAGAGAGAGCAUGAAGUUCUUGUCCCAUUCUACAGUUGGUUCUACGCACUCGAGGAAUGUGGUGACUUCUCUGUCGAAGCUGCAUGUCCGAAGAUCGUGGCUUGGGGAAAGAGAUGCGUUGAACGAAACAGUGUUGCUGCUUCAUUGCCUGAAUCUGAGAAAGUUAUCAACAAGUCCUUAUGCUCAGACUGA